AUGCCGAGCCAGGCGCGGGUAUUGCUGGGCGAGCGUGCCCGGCCCCAUCCAGUGGGAGUGCCAGAAGGACGCUGUCGCGCCAUCGCCGAUGCUAACCGAGGUGGCCGUCGUGAAGAGGGAGAGGUCGUCGUCAUUGCAUAUGUAACCUUUGUCCCGAAGGCGCGGGACGAUUUGUUUGACCAGCAGUUUAGUUGGCCGGCAUGGCUGCUGAAUGCGAGAGCUGCAACUGCAGUGCCUGGGCAGCAAAUGAUCCCUCUGGAGUACUCUCCCCUCACAGUUUCAACCUGGACAAGAAAUUUGCACCAUGACUCGGUGUACCCUUUAGUCCCUGGGCAUGAGAUUGCUGGAGUUGUAACCGAGGUCGGUUCAGACGUCAUGGACUUCAAACUGGGCGACCAUGUGGCUGUUGGGACAUACAUCAACUCAUGCCGUGACUGUGACAACUGCAACAGCCUCCUCGAGAACCACUGCUCAAAUUUUGUUUUCACUUUCAAUGGUGUUGAUACGGACGGUACUGUCACAAAGGGAGGAUAUUCCAGUCACAUUGUAGUUCAUGAACGGUACUGCUAUAAAAUACCUGAUGGCUACCCACUGGAAAAGGCCGCACCUUUAGCUUGUGCUGGGAUCACUGUGUAUACACCGAUGAUACGGCAUAACAUGAACCAGCCAGGAAAAUCACUUGGUGUCAUUGGUCUUGGUGGGUUGGGUCACAUGGCAGUGAAAUUUGGGAAAGCCUUUGGACUGAAUGUGACAGUUUUGAGUACAAGUGAAUCGAAAAGAGAUGAAGCUAUCAACCUUCUUGGUGCAGAUAAUUUUGUGGUAUCAUCAGAUAAAAACCAGAUGGAGUCCCUGAAAAAUUCUCUGGAUUUCAUUGUCGAUACUGCCUCUGGUGACCACCCAUUUGACCCUUAUCUCGCGCUUCUGAAAGUCCGUGGCGUAAUGGCACUAGUUGGCUUUCCUGGAGAAAUCAGAGUGCAUCCUGCAUCACUCAAUCUUGGUGCACGGACUCUAUCUGGCAGUGUAGUCGGAGGCACCAAGGACACCCAGGAGAUGAUAAACUUCUGCGCGGUAAACAAAAUAUACCCAAAUGUUGAGGUGAUAAAAAUAGACUACAUCAACGAGGCUCUCGAGAGGCUUGUCAACCGGGAUGUGAAGUAUCGGUUUGUAAUCGACAUAGAGAGCUCUUUCAAGUAA
Messenger RNA from Triticum turgidum subsp. durum (durum wheat), 1194 nucleotides. NCBI's taxonomy places the organism in Eukaryota, Viridiplantae, Streptophyta, Magnoliopsida, Poales, Poaceae. The record is from the annotation of a GenBank genome assembly.